This is a messenger RNA of Phlebotomus papatasi, 3841 nucleotides long. RefSeq names its product biotin--protein ligase (gene Hcs). Bases 298 to 3246 code for a protein of 982 amino acids. The record is from RefSeq and is a predicted model, not a curated record. Gene Ontology annotation, molecular function: biotin--[biotin carboxyl-carrier protein] ligase activity. Gene Ontology annotation, biological process: protein modification process. The transcript has 7 exons. NCBI's taxonomy places the organism in Eukaryota, Metazoa, Arthropoda, Insecta, Diptera, Psychodidae. Gene Ontology annotation, cellular component: cytoplasm.
GACUCAGAACUCAGUUGAGAAACUGUCAGUUUGUUGUUAUUUUGCAGGAGGAAUGGAAAUUACGUAAAAAACAGUAAAAAUAAAUCGUAUUUAUCGAUUGGUAGUGCAUUGAGAUGAAAAUUAGCAACUAGGUUGCACAGUGAUUCGGUGGGUGUUGAAAUAUCAGUGGCCAAUUGUGUGUCAAUUAGAUAAAAGUGCAUUUUUGUGUGUGUUUGAGGUUAGGAUUUUGCGCUCCAAUCCAGGAGAUUUGAAACAAUAACAAACAAAUUGGGGCCCCUUUUCUGUGUGAUAAACAGCAUGUUGUUAACAUUCUACUAUAUGGCUGCAACGUGGAUUCAGUCCUGGAGAUUGAGGUCAAUUUUCUCGAGGAUCACGAGUAAAUUGACCGAACAAAUUAGUGUUGUAUUCUACAACCUUCCCACAGAUCUCAAUGAAGUGGCCAAUACACCAGUAUCAUCAGAACUGUGUGUCAACUACCAACAGGCCAGAAUUAGAGAUAUUUUGUGGCACAAUGGCACCCAACGGGGAUGUACUCUGUUUCCCGGACAGAGUAUCUACCUCAAGCCUUGGAUCUCAUUUCCCAAACCACCAACUCUUGUGCCAUUUGCCGUACAGGGAAAUGGCCUUGAGCUGGAUGGAGAAUCUCUGGUUUAUCUCCUUCUGGAGACAGCCACAGUGCCCACAACAAAUGAAAAUAGUAUGCAGUUGCUUAUUGAAGGAUAUGGUGAACCUGUGGCAUGGAAAGUAGAUUCACAUAUUGCAGUCAUCCUCAGAUCAGAUUUUAGAAGAUUUACCGAAAUCAUCAUGGCCUCAUUCAUGCAAGAUUGUCUCGUUAUCAACGACAAUUUGCCUCUGACUCGCAUUCAAUCUGUGGGUGUCGAAGGAUCCCCUCAGCCAUUUGAUUUGCUCCGAAAUCACGCAAAGAAAGAAUUCAUUAGUCGUGCCAUGAGGAAUUUGUCGCUAAUGCAGUGGGAGAAGCAUCUCUGUGGCCUCAGGAGUUUGGCCAUUUUGGCACAGCAAGCCUCAGAGUAUGAGUACAAUAAGAAUCGAACUGAGGGAAAGAGUGGCAUUGUAAAGCCAGAUCUUAUCCCAGCCACCAAACGAGCAGAAACAAUUCUAGUCCCCAAAACAGUCGGACGCGAAGGGAAUGUAUCUCCGAGCAAAAUGCGAAUUGAUUCUCUGUCCCUGGAGUCCGGCAGUGGCACUUCCAAGAACAAAACUAGUCCCAAAGUCUCACCGAGAACAUCCCCAAAGACUAGUCCCAUGAAGAAGAUUGAAGAAGUCGAUGAGACGCCAAUUGUAGCUGCAGCAGCUGAGCCAGUGGCUGAGAUUAAGAGCCCAGAAAUCCUACCUAGUACUUCCUCAAAUUGUACCACCAAAAAACCCCUCCUAAAGCGAACAAAAGCAUCUCAGGGUUGCAAUUCAGCCGUCAUUAGCAAACCACCAAAUAUUCUCGUCUAUUCCGAUUCCAUAGUUACCAGGGACAAUGUCAUUCAGACUCUUCUCAAUGUCCUGGAAGAAGACACUUACACCAUCUAUCCCCUGACAGCCAGUCAAGUUAAAAGUCGCAUUUGGAUGGAGAAUACAACUCUUCUCGUUGUCUGUGGCAGUGUGGCUGACGGAGUGGCUGCCACGCUGCAGGAAUUUUUCCUCAAUGGAGGCAAGAUGCUCUGCCUCUGCAGCGAUCUCAUCCACAUUGUUCUACCAACGUAUCGAACGGCCGAAGUGCGGGAGCAUGAACUGGUACAAUUCAGCUAUGGACGCUGGCGUCAGGUUAAGAUGAUGCAUCACAUCUUCUGCUAUCAACCAUCGCCAGUGAAGAAGCAUUUUUCUCACGAUAGCGAUGAAGGAUCAUCAGUUCCAGCCACAACAGCUGCUCCGGCAUCUUCAAGUGCCCAACCACUCAUAGUGUGUCCAAGGUCCGUGGAAGUUCUUGAUGAAUCUGGUGCGAGUCACAGCGUGGAUGUUCAAGUGCUGGGUACAGAGGAGACCUGGCAGACUCCAAGUCUCGUGCUGGCCCACAAUUCAGCCAAUGGGGGCAAGGCUGUAUUCUCUCAGGUGCAUCUGGAAGCGGAUCCGCUUCAGUUUGAGAAUGACGAGAAUAAAUUCCGGGUACUGAAGCAAAGUAAUGCAGCUAGAUUGGAGAUUUUGAUGGAUUUAUUGGGAUCUCACCUGAAUGUGGUUGUGAAGCGUCUUGAGGCCAUGCAGAAGGCAGUAAAGUUCACCAAUGGAUUCUUCCUGGGACGUCAUGAGGCCAAAUUUGAAAUGCUAGAGAAACUAUCUGGUCAGAUGAAAACUAAAAAUACUCUCAAAGCAACCAAUCUGACUGUGAAAUUUUGCGGGAAAAAUGAUCAAGUACCACCGGCUAGUAAGAUUCUACUUCCAAUUCUUGUGCAUUCCUGCCCAGAGAACUUCUCCACCGUUGAGUAUUUUGAUAACUUAAAAACCGAUAAAAUUGGGAGGCUUGUCAUUUACGUUCCGAUCAUCACGAGUUCCAUGAAUGUGGUCAAUGGAUUGAAUCUGGGUCAUGGAGUUGUUGUGAUACCGAGACAUCAGACCCAGGGCACCGGAAGGACUGCCAAUCAGUGGCUGAGUCCAGAGGGAUGUCUCAUGUUUACCGUACAACUCAAUGUUCCGCUGGGAAGUCGUCUUGGUCAGAGAAUCUCUCUUGUGCAGCAUUUGAUUGCCACAGCCAUGAUCAGUGCCAUUCACAGCCUCGGCCAAGGAUAUCAGGAUCUGGACAUUCGCCUAAAGUGGCCAAAUGAUAUUUACGCCAAUGGAACAGUAAAGAUUGGAGGCCUAAUAACAACAUCCAUUAUUGAGAGUCAAAUGGCCGUGUGCAAUAUUGGCUGUGGCAUCAAUCUGGACAAUUCCAAUCCCACUCUCUGCCUCAAUGAUCUCAUCCGGGAGUUCAAUACGCAAACUAGUGGAAAACUUCCGUUGCUGCGUUAUGAGAAAAUUCUUGCACUGAUUUUCAAUGAGAUUGAGAGGAUUUUCCGUCGUGUUCAGGAAGGUUCACAUGGUUUGGAAUAUUUCUAUGAGCUGUAUUACAAAUUUUGGCUGCACAGUGGAGUUGAGGUGGGCAUUGUGGAUGAGAAGGGUGACCAAAGGACUGCCAAAGUGAUUGGAAUUGAUGAAUAUGGGUAUUUGAAGGUUCAAACUGAUGGUAAGCGAGCUGAAUCUGUUCAUCCCGAUGGGAAUAGUUUUGAUAUGCUUAAAGGAUUGAUCCUGCCGAAAAAUCAUUAAUAUUAAUGCGUCCAAUGAUACUUACUUGUCUAUAGGUUAUUCUCUCAGCAAGCAAACGAUAUAAACGCGCUUUUUAACAACAUUCAAAAUUAAUACACGAAUUCAUUCCUUUUCGGCUAUAAUAUUUGAAAAAAUUUUUAAUCACGACUAUUGGCGAUAAUGUUGCCCAUUAAUGGGACAACUUUGUGAUUUUUCGCAUUAAGAUUGAAGUAUUUAAGUGUUAAUAUCCAUAUGCAAACUUAUUAAGGUGAAAAUCAUACCACGAAUUUAAAGAAAUUCACGCGUCUUUUUCGAUCAGAAAAAAAUUAUAUAAAUCUCAAUGUCUUCGUGUUGAACAUUUUAAUCGGAAUAUUAUCUAAAAGUAUAAGAACUUAUAUAAUGCGAACUUAUUGUGCAUCUUUUUUCGUCAAAUCAGGCCUCAAUUUUGCAUUUAUUCACUGUUUAUUAUUUAAUCGUGUGAACAUGUUAUUUAAUGGAGUAUCGAACAUUUCCAGAGAACAUAUAUGGAGGGUGUGAGAGGUGAUGUUAACGUAUUGUUAUUGUAAAGGAAGGAGAGAAAAAAAGUUCGAAAUAAAGUCAAUAUAUUGAUGUUAAA